CUUUGGGGUCCGGUCCUCCCUAAGAAAAGAAAGGAAGCUGAAUAGAAGCUUCCUAGUUCCUACUCCAACAACAGCCCACCCACAAAAAAUUCAUACCUGUUUGAAUCUUGCUUUUUGGUAAAUACUUAAAAACCUUCCUUCUUUCUGCAAUCAAACCAUUCUUCUCUUAUGAUUUCCUUUUUCCUGCUGUUCUCACAAAUUAAGAAAAGAAAAAGGAAAAAGGGCUCUUAGUGACAAUUUGAGUUUUUGAGGGUUUUGGGCUGGAAUGGGAUCUUCAAGUGAGGAUGAAGACUCUGAUGAUGCCAUCAAUUUGAAUAAGAAGAGAAGGGUCUGUGAGGACAAUGAAGGGGAUGGUUCUGAGGGUAAGAAACUCAAGAUGUUGGGUAAUAAUUAUGAUGAAUUUAAGGUUCUUGAAAAGUCUGGCGAGAAGGGGGAUACAGGAUAUGAGGAAGAGAUCAAUUCAAGUUCAAAGAAAGUUUCUUUCUGUAAAGGAAUCGAUUUUGAUCUUAAUGUGACUGUUAUUGAGUCUGGGGAUGAUGAUGAUGAGCCAUUGCCUGUGGAUGCUGACAGAACUAUUGAAGUUAUUGACAUUCCAUCUUCUGAUGAAAGUGAGGAUGAAAAGCUGAAAGGGGAUGUUGUAGAAGAAUUUGAUCAUAUUGGAUUGAGACUAGUGGAGGGAGAUUUCGGUGGAAAGAGCUCGCGGAAAGAGAAAGGACAAGCUAAAAUUGUAGAUGAUUCUUGGUUGUCACUAACUAAUGAAAGUAUUAGUCCAAUUGAGUUUGAGCUGCACGGAGGAAACCAAGAAGUAAUUUAUCAGUCGAAUAAUCCAAUACUAGAAAACCAUUAUUCCAUUGAUUUAGAGUCAUCAGAAGAAAUUCCAAAGGAAUCAUUUCAGUUUGAGUUGCUACCUGCACAGCACUGGAAUGCAAACCCAAUUAUGAGACAGGCCGAGCAGGCUAGAUAUGCAAGGGGGAGAGCUAGCCGACUUGAGUGGCGAGAAAGGGCUCGAAGAUUUGCUCAGGCGGAGUUUUCUGUGAUGGCUUCUUCUAGCCAGGAAAAGGCAUCACCAGUGGAAAAUGAUAGUCAAUUAGGAAAGCGUCCUGGUCCAUUUUCUGAUGCACUGAAGAGUAUUAGGGAACGAAUGCUUCAAAAAAAUAAACAACUUAUCGAAUGGAAACCCUCUGGCAAGGGGUGUGAUCUGCUAAGAUCCCCUUUACCUUCACUGGUGGAUCUUUCGGUGAAAGUUCUGGCAGAAAAUGCUGAGGCGAUAGUUUCACUUGAACUUAUUCCUGAUUCUUUGAGGAAAAAACUUGCCAAUGUACUGUGCAACCGCAGAGGAAUGAAUAUACGCACUUUUGAACUUUUUGUUAGUGGAUCUCCGACAGAGAUAUGCAUAAAAGACUCUUCAUGGCUAACACAAGAACAACUGAUUGCAACAUUUAGAAACUUUGACGCAAGUAAUUUGACAGUUCUUCAACUAGAACUAUGUGGGCAAUGUACACUUGAUAAUCAUGUAAUAAGAGAAUCUUUACUCUGGUCUUCCAAUAGCUUGCCUAAACUUCAAGUAUUAUCCCUAAAGGGUGCAGCUCGUUUAUCUGAUGAUGGACUAAAAGCUAUUGUAACAUUGACACCUCUACUGAAGUCCAUUAAUUUGAGUAAAUGCUCCCUUCUAACCCAUGAUGCAAUCGAUGCUCUGGCCGACACUUUAGGAUCAAUGUUGAGAGAGCUCUACAUUGAUGGCUGCCAGAAAAUGAAUCCAACACUUACCACCGCGUUUAAGGAGUUCAGUAAUUUGGAAGUGUUAUCAGUUGCAGAAUCACCAUAUGUUUCUGAUGAUUUUCUUGAUCGCGUUAUGACUAUGUAUACAGAAAACAUUAAGGAGCUUGAUCUUGCUGGUUGCUCGGCUUUGACAGAUGUGUCUCUGCGGAUCAUUGCAAAUGCCUGCACCAGUUUACGCUCAUUAAAUAUUUCAAACCUGGAUAUACUGACAAAUGAUGGAUUACAAUAUCUUGCUGAUGGUUGCAGACAACUACAAAUGCUCAAACUAUGCCGUAGUAAUUUCAGUGACGAGGCAAUCGCUGCUUACUUGGAAGCUUCUGGAAAGUCUUUGCAGGAACUUUCCCUCAACAGUGUUACUUCGGUAAGAAUAUACUAUGAUCAAAACUAUGUGCGUAAAACUGUCAAACAUCUAUACAUCGUAAUUGUGGUCAUUUGCAAUUAGCUGCACAGUUGGGAUAAAGUUGAUCUGGUCACCUAGUAUCUUGAUGAGAAACACUAACAAAUUCAAAUGUCAGAUAGUGCAAGAUCGACGGCAUUUAGUUAAUUGUUCCUUGGUCAUCAAUUAUUUGUUUCAGGAUACAAUCUACUUUUUGCUAAACAAAUUUUGGUUAUCAAGAUGUUGAAAAUAUCUUUGGAUAUUUUAUGAACUCUUAUAGUAUACAUGGAUAAUCAUGUUCAAGGGUUUCUCUUUAUGUUCUUCUGUAAAGUCUGCUUCAUUUGAUGGUGUUAAUGGUCUAUAGUUUCCUUUUUCAUUUCAGAGACUUUAUCACAAAAAGAUGAAUAAGGCAAUCGCUGAAAUGCCUAUCCAAUUUAGUAUUCAAAACCAUAUGGUAUGGUAACAUGGAACACACAUUUUCCAACACAUUUUGUAUUUGCUUUUUUAACAAAAUUGUUACAAAUAAGCCCUUAUGCAAUAAAGCCUCGAAAGUGAGAUGUAAGAAUGUGCUUGUCAACUUUUAGGCGUGCUCCAAUGUAAUGUGAAUUGGAAAUUAGUAUAUAGCCGUGACAUUACUACCCAAGAAUCUGUACUGAGAAAAACAGAUUCUUUUCUAGAGUCUGCCAUUGUUUUGUCUCGUUUACAUUGAUUCUUGAUGUAUUUUAUUACUGUUGAAUCAACUUGGGCUUGAUGAUUGGCAGGUUGGUCCCUGCACUGCCUUUUCACUAGCCAAAUGUUGUACAAACUUGUCGCAAUUGGAUUUAUCGUGGUGUCGCAAGAUAACGACUGAGGCACUUGGGGUGAUAGUUGAUAGUUGUUCAUCGCUGAAGCUGAUUAAACUCUUUGGUUGCUCCCAGGUAUUUCCACCCUGACUUCUGUUCAGUCACAUUUCAUCAGUGCCUUACAAUUAUGUGCUGACAUGUACUUUGGUGGGUUUUGUAAUUUCAUGGUUGGCACAGUAACAAGAAGUGGUCAUAUUUGGAAUUGGAUGAAAAACUGAAGUUCGAAAUCUGACCAUUUCUCAGUGGAAGUUAAAUCAUGACACCCAGGAAUAAAAAUCUGCCCGUUAAACAUGUUUCUACAUCAAGAAAGAUUAAUUUUCUGGUUUAAUUGGUAGCUUGAUUUGUACUAGUGUAAUUGUUACGCAUGCCAACUUAGAUUUAGGUCACAAGAAUCAUCGAUAUACUGCAACCACCAGGAACAUUAGGUUUUGCUGUUCGAAGUUGAAAAGGUUUCGCUGUUAGGCCAUGGGAUGCUUGGAUGAUUCAGAUUAUUUGUUCACUUGGCUCCUUUUCAACGUUCUUGUGUUUUUUUAUCUAUAGUGACCUUAAAUAUGCACAUUUUCCUUGCAUACGAACCUCUGUCAAGAUCUUCAUCUGGGGUAUUCAGAACAUAACAUUGUUUUUGUGAUGCUUUUGCAGAUUGUUAGUGAAUUUUCAACUAGUCACGCAAAUCCUCAGCUGCAGAUUAUUGGUUUGAAAUUGACACCAAUACUUAGAAGCUCAAAUCCUAAUGAUUCUUAGGCAGUUAUAGCUUAGCUACUAUUCCAGUCAGAAAUUCUUUUGUAGCCUAAUGGAAUGAAUAGAUACAUUAGGGUUUGUCAGCUUCCAUUGAAGCAGAAUGAUUAGCAAGAGGACACAAUGAGAACCCAAAUUUGAUUGUUAUUUCCUGCAUAUAAGAAUCGAGAAGGAAGAUACCCCUUUAUUUUUCUCUUUUGACGUAAGUCAGGUUACUUUGAAUCUUCUUUCUUUUUUCUUUUAUUUAUUUAUUUAUUUUCUUC
Oldenlandia corymbosa var. corymbosa is the source of this 3995-nucleotide messenger RNA. NCBI's taxonomy places the organism in Eukaryota, Viridiplantae, Streptophyta, Magnoliopsida, Gentianales, Rubiaceae. The record is from the annotation of a GenBank genome assembly.